AUGGGAAAGAUAAUAUUCUAUGAGGACAAGAACUUUCAGGGCCGCUCCUAUGAAUGCAGCGCUGACUGCCCUGAUAUGACCUCUCAUUUUAACCGCUGCAACUCCAUUCGAGUAGACAGUGGCAACUGGAUACUGUAUGAGCACCCAAAUUACAGGGGAAGCCAAUAUUAUCUAAGAAGAGGAGAAUACCCUAAUUUCCAGCAAUGGAUGGGAUUCAAUGAUUCCAUUAGGUCUUGUCAUCUGACUCCUCAACAUCGUGGUCCAUUUAGAAUGAGGAUAUAUGAGAGGGAAGACUUCAGAGGACAGAUGAUGGAGUUCACUGAAGAUUGUCAUCAUGUUUUUGAGCAGUUCCAUUAUAAUGACAUUCACUCCUGCAAUGUUUUGGAUGGACAUUGGGUUUUCUAUGAAGAACCUGGCUACAAGGGGCGUCAGUAUUACCUGAGAUCUGGAGAGUACAGGAGAUAUAAUGACUGGGGGGCCUCAAACUCCAGAGUUGGAUCCUUCAGGAGGGUUCAGUAUCUUCAGUAA
Messenger RNA from Hyla sarda, 528 nucleotides. Its product is annotated as gamma-crystallin 1-like. Lineage: Eukaryota; Metazoa; Chordata; Amphibia; Anura; Hylidae. The record is from RefSeq and is a predicted model, not a curated record. Gene Ontology annotation, molecular function: structural constituent of eye lens. The coding region runs from base 1 to 528 and encodes 175 amino acids. Gene Ontology annotation, biological process: visual perception; lens development in camera-type eye. The transcript has 3 exons.